Psammomys obesus (fat sand rat) is the source of this 3086-nucleotide messenger RNA. It is a transcript of the gene Pyroxd2, whose product is annotated as pyridine nucleotide-disulphide oxidoreductase domain 2. The record is from RefSeq and is a predicted model, not a curated record. The transcript is spliced from 15 exons. The coding region runs from base 1136 to 2851 and encodes 571 amino acids. Gene Ontology annotation, molecular function: oxidoreductase activity. NCBI's taxonomy places the organism in Eukaryota, Metazoa, Chordata, Mammalia, Rodentia, Muridae.
ACCUGGGAUUGGAAGGCUCUCUCACACCAAGUUGGAGGCACUCUGUGCUCGGCAAGGAAGAAAGUAUUGGAAAGAACCUAAUACAGAGUCUGAAAAAAUAAGGGUUUGCUCUAGAUUAGCUACUAUCCGCAAAUGACAACAACCCGGGCCUAGCAAAGCUUACCUAUAGCCAGCAUGAGGAGUGUUCGGCAUUCUGUAGGUGGGACAGAGCCCCCCAUCUCCCAGGCAGCGCUGCGCAGUGUUUGCCUCAUUUCCAUGGUCUCAGAGCGCCCUGGUUCACAGAUGUCAUUCUGUGGAGUAGUUUCUGAGAACAGCAUGGCUUCCCUCUGUGUGCCACGUCAACCUGCCAGACCAGACUCUACUCUUUCAUUGUUCUCAAUACAAUCUAUCUGGGGAUUGGAUUCCCAACACCUCUAUUCAACAGCUCUGGGAGCCGGAGGCAAGCUGUUACCUUCGCUGGGCCUCAGGUUCCCAGCUAUAAAGUGGGGAGACCACAGCAAGUGUUCCUAGCGUGGCUGGCUAGAUACACUCAGUAGUUAGCAAGCGGACUUCGCAAAGUGUGACUUAGGAACUUCACCACCUGUCUUGCCACGUUGGUAUCAGUGGCACAGCCUCGCUUUCUCUUUCUGUCUCUCCCUCUCUCUGCAGGUCUGUAGGCUCAGCUAGAUAUAUAUUUAUUAAUUUCCCUCUAAGUACUGGAGAAAAGUUCAUAGAAACCCUCCAUCGGUCAUUUCCCCCCAAAUAAACUUUUGCCACACCCACACUGUCCCUUUAUUGCAUGUGCCAAAGGUAUCAGGGCAUAUGCAAUAAAGCAUAUUUUAAAUGCGCAGUAGAGACAGCAGUUCUCAACGUGUGGGUCGCGACCCCUCCAGGGUCUUGGCUAUCCUCUGUAUCAGAUAUUUAUAAUGUAGCUCAUAACAGUAGCAAAAUCACAGCUAUGAAAGAAUUUUAUGGUUGGGAAGGUCGCCACAACACCAGGAACUGUAUUAAAGGGUCGUGGCAUUAGGAAGGUUGAGAGCCCCCGGGCUAAGGUAGCACCCACCAGCCCUGGGAAGCUUCGAAAGCUGGAACUGUAAUUGUUAGCCCUAUCUUUGCAGGUGACGGAGCUGGGGCACAUGAAUCAGCAGGAAUUUGAAUGAGAAAAAUGAACCCAGAAACUCUGGCUUGGUGUUCUCAGCCUCGCCAUGCUGCCUUUGAUGGGAGAACAGGGUUUGCUCCAUCCUGGAGGAAGGACAGGACCGUCCAGGACAGGGCGGCGUACCUCCAGAGACAGGGGGUGAACACUGUUGUCUUCGAGAGGCGCCAUGUGAUUGGGGGUGCGGCUGUCACCGAGGAGAUCAUUCCAGGGUUCAAGUUCUCCCGAGCGUCCUAUCUUCUCAGCCUUCUGAGGCCACAGAUUUACACAGACCUGGAGCUGAAGAAGCAUGGACUGAAGCUUCACCUGCGAAAUCCCUACUCCUUCACCCCCAUGCUGGAAGAGGGCACGCCGAGCAAGGCGCCCAGGUCCCUUCUGCUGGGCACAGACAUGGCUGAAAACCAGAAGCAGAUCUCUCAGUUCUCACGGAGGGAUGCUCAGGCUUUUCCCAGGUAUGAGGAGUUCAUGAGACGCUUGGUGCUAGCCAUUGACCCCUUGCUGGAUGCAGCCCCAGUGGAUAUAGCAGCCUUCCAGCGUGGCUCCCUGCUACAGAGGCUCAGGGCACUGUCUGCCCUGAGGCCCCUGCUAAAGGCAGGGCGCACCCUGGGAGCCCAGCUUCCCCAGUAUUACCAGGUCCUCACAGGCCCCAUUUCCAAGGUGCUGGACCACUGGUUUGAGUCUGAGCCUCUAAAAGCUACUCUGGCCACAGAUGCUGUGAUUGGAGCGAUGACCAGUCCCCAUACUCCAGGGAGUGGGUAUGUGCUGCUGCAUCAUGUGAUGGGCAGCCUGGAGGGGAUGCAGGGCGCCUGGAGCUAUGUCCAGGGUGGCAUGGGUGCCCUCUCUGAUGCCAUUGCAAGCUCAGCUACUACCCAUGGAGCAAGCAUCUUCACAGAAAAGACUGUGGCUAAGGUUCGAGUGAACAGUGAAGGCCACGUUCAAGGAGUUACGCUGCAGGACGGUGAGGAGGUCAGGAGCAAAGUCGUCUUGUCCUGUGCGUCGCCACAGGUCACCUUCUUGGAGCUGACGCCACAGGAGUGGCUUCCUGGGGCCUUUGUCAAGAGGAUCUCCCAGCUGGACACACAGUCUCCCGUCACGAAGAUCAACGUGGCUGUGGACAGGCUGCCCAACUUCCAGGCGGCCCCCAACGCUCCCAGGGACCAGCCACAACCCCAUCAUCGGUGCUCCAUCCACCUGAACUGUGAAGACACCUUGCUCCUCCACCAGGCCUUUGAAGAUGCCAAGAGUGGCCUGCCUUCCCAAAGGCCUAUGAUUGAACUCUGCAUCCCCUCAUCGCUGGACCCCACCCUAGCUCCACCGGGCUGCCAUGUGGUCUCCCUCUUCACUCAGUAUACGCCCUACACCCUGGCAGAAGGCAAGGCCUGGGAUGAGCAGGAGAAAAACACCUACGCAGACAAAGUAUUUGACUGCAUCGAGGCCUAUGCCCCUGGCUUCAAGAGUUCUGUGCUGGCCAGAGACAUCCUCACGCCAUGGGAUCUAGAGAGAAUCUUCGGGCUUCCUGGAGGGAACAUAUUCCACGGUGCCAUGUCCCUGGACCAGCUCUACUUUGCCCGUCCAGUUCCCCAACACUCUGACUAUAGAUGCCCUGUCCAGGGCCUGUACCUCUGCGGAAGCGGGGCCCAUCCUGGAGGAGGCGUCAUGGGAGCAGCCGGGCGAAAUGCAGCCCACACGGUCCUUAGGGACCUCAAGAGCAUGUGACACCAGGCCAGCUCGGACAACAAGGAGAAAAGUUUUCCCUGCACUUCUGAGCCAUCCAUCAGGACCCCUGAUGCCCAUGAUGCCCUGCUUCGAUGCCACUGGAGACAACUGCAUUAGCAAGGUGCCAUUGUUUCUUAAUUGGGACCCUAGUUACAUUUAUCAGAACUUCACCUUGUCCCAGGCCUUCACGGAUUAGCUGUGUUUGUCUUAUUAAAAAUGAUGUUUUGUAUAGAGA